AUGACGUCCCCAGAUGCAUUAGAUUGCCUGAGCGGCGCGGCAGCCACCGCUGCCUCUCACACAACGGCCAACUCCGUCGGCUUCGUGCCCAAGAUGGCCAACCCACCGGCGCACGACACCGCGAACAACUGCGGCCUCAACGAUGCGGCCUACAGCCCCACCGUCUCCCCUUCCUACAACACCGGUGCCAUUCCGCAAGAGCAGUCGAAGAUGCUAGCCGGGAUGCUGGCGAAGCUGCCGGAGCUUGACCUGGGCGAGAUGUCGCGCGUGAAGAGCUGCUUCUCUGCCGUCCUGGGCGAGGGACGGGAGAACAUCGUCAACGCUCUGGAGCUGCGCGUGGUGCUCGGCGAGCUCGGCCUCUACCCGAGCGAGGCGGAGCUCAACCUCGUCCUUCGCGCCUACCGUGACCGCGUCAACCUUGUUACGCUGACGCGGUACCUGCGGCUGUAUAAGAAGGAGUUCUGGAUCAAUCAUGCCGCGGCAGCGGCGGGCGGAGCCGGCGCUGUGCGCAGCGCGCCACUGUCUGCCGCACCGCGCUCCCACCAGGCGUUCCAUGUAAGUCAUCCCAUGGUCGCGUCGAGAGCGGGGGCCUUCGGCGUUGGCGGUGGCAUGGACGAGGACACGUUGAAGGCCUUCAUCGCCCUCGGCGGUGGGGAAGACGGCAGUGGCGAGAUCCUCGCGUCGACGCUGCGCGACGCCAUCCGCGGCUUCGGGCUCACCAUCGACAUCGACUCGAUGAUUCGCACCGUCGAUGUGCAUCACUCAGGCGUGCUGGGCUACGUCGACUUCUGCGCCUUAUGGUUGCAGUCGACCAGCACAUCCUUCGAGCCCGGCGAGGCCGGCGGCGCGGGGGUGUUCAUGGGGGAGGCACUGCAACGCGAAUCGGCCGACAACGCUGGGCCCGACACCUAUCGCCGUCGCUCGUCGCACGGGAGCACCAUGAGCGACACCCGCCAGCGGCUCAUGUCCUUGCUGGCCACCACGCCGCGACUCACCAGUCUUUCAGGUGGCGUGCUGCGCCGUCGAUCGAUGACGCAGGCGCCGGAGCAGGCGAGCACGCCGUCCCACGCACGCCACUGCUCGCCGGGUGGCACACACUUUUUCCAGAACACGAACAGCCGUACCGUGACACCGGCAUACAGCCCGCAGGCGGGCGGCGCCGGCAAUGGCCACGGCUUUGAUGGCGCGAUGGCGUGCAACUCUAUCUUGACGCCGCCGCCGACGCCUAUCACGGAGGAGGAGCACAUGCUACUCGUCGAGAUGUACCUCUUCCCGGAAAAGUACAAGACCGUGCGGCGGGCACCGCGCUUCGCUGCGGACCUCGGCGGCGGCGGCGGUGGCGGUGGCUCACCGGUUUACGGCGCGGCGGGCCGUGAGGCAGCGCUGCACUCCUCCGGCUCCUUGCAUCAAAAGCGUCUCUCGCGCCCGAGCGCGAGUGGCUCGGGCAGUCGCGGCCGCGGCCGUAGCCAGGCACGCGGUUUGGGGAACACGAGCGGCGGCGCGGAUGGCGGAGGUGCCGUCGCGGACUUCUUCCCCCCAAGGUCCAGCAACGUCUACCGCCCGCCGAGCCCGAUGAUCCUGUCGCUGCGUAACAGCACCGCCUAUCGCAACCGGCUGAAGCGGCUCGAGGAGCAGAAGCGGGAGCGCAAGGGGUGGAAGCCGCCGGCGGGGGCAGCGACAACGCAGCAGCAGCAGCAGUGA
Molecule: messenger RNA, 1701 nt
Organism: Leishmania mexicana MHOM/GT/2001/U1103
Lineage: Eukaryota; Euglenozoa; Kinetoplastea; Trypanosomatida; Trypanosomatidae
Exons: 1
Coding region: 1-1701 (566 amino acids)
Source: RefSeq, a predicted model, not a curated record